This is a messenger RNA of Aspergillus campestris IBT 28561, 597 nucleotides long. RefSeq lists its product as uncharacterized. The transcript has a single exon. The record is from RefSeq and is a predicted model, not a curated record. The coding region runs from base 192 to 497 and encodes 101 amino acids. Lineage: Eukaryota; Fungi; Ascomycota; Eurotiomycetes; Eurotiales; Aspergillaceae.
CCCGGUGCUGGGGGGCGCCGGCCGGUUGCCCGGCUAGUGCCCCCUGCUCCGAGGGGUUUCCCCCAAGGCCCAGCGAGCCCGACCCUUAGAGCCAAUCCUUAUCCCGAAGUUACGGAUCCAUUUUGCCGACUUCCCUUAUCUACAUUGUUCUAUCAACUAGAGGCUGUUCACCUUGGAGACCUGCUGCGGUUAUGAGUACGACCUGGCGUGAAAACUAUUCCUUCCCGCGGAUUUUCAAGGGUCGUCGGGAGCGCACCGGACCCCGCAAAGGUGCGGGGCUCUGCCAGCCAUUGAACCCUAGCUCCGGACAAACCGAUUUCAGGGUGAUAGGCUGUCAAGAAGAAAAGAGAACUCUUCCCAGGGCCCCCGCCGACGUCUCCGCGUUCAGUUACGUUGCCGUGGAGAAUCCACAUCCAGGUGCCGGAAUGUUAACCGGCUUCCCUUUCGGCACACGACGCACGAGGGCGUCUUUCAAACGGAACUUCCCUAUGCCUUAGGAUCGACUAACCCAUGUCCAACUGCUGUUCACAUGGAACCUUUCCCCACUUCAGUCCUCAAAGUUCUCAUUUGAGUAUUUGCUACUACCACCAAGAUCUG